Molecule: messenger RNA, 3221 nt
Organism: Sorex araneus (European shrew)
Lineage: Eukaryota; Metazoa; Chordata; Mammalia; Eulipotyphla; Soricidae
Gene: SFT2D3
Product: SFT2 domain containing 3
Exons: 2
Coding region: 583-1203 (206 amino acids)
Biological process (GO): vesicle-mediated transport
Cellular component (GO): membrane
Source: RefSeq, a predicted model, not a curated record
ACCCUCUGUCACUGCUGGUGAAAUGUCAAUCGGUUUAACCUCUUUGGAGAACACUAUGGAGACUGCUCAAAAAAUAAAGAAUUGAGUGUCCAGGGGCUGGAGUGAUAGUUCAGCGGGCAGGGCAUUUGCUUCGCACGUGGUCGUGCUGGUUUUGAUUCUCAGCAUUUCAAAUAGUACCCUGAGCACUGCCAGGAGUGAUUCCUGAGUGCAGAGCCAGGAGUAACCCCUGAGCAUCAUCAGGUGUGACCCAAAAAUCAAAACAAACAAAAAAGAAUUGAGUGUUUAUAUGAUCCAGCAAUUCUAUUUCUUCGCAUCUACCUGAAGGACCCAAGAACACCAUAUUCAAAAGGCGUUUGCAUCCCUCUGUGCACCACAGGACUAUUCACUACAGCAAAGACCUGCAAACAACCCAAAUGUGGUUGGCUGAAUAAAGAAACUGUGGCUGGGCAGCCCGGCCCCUCCCCAGAGUCAGCCCCCGCCCCCUCCUUCACGGCCGGCCAAUCCCCGCGGGGAGACCAGCCGCUUCCGGCCGGAGAGGGCGGGACCGGAAGCGGGCACCCUCGCUGCGCCUGCGCCGCCAAGAUGGCGGACCUGCACCGCCAGCUGCAGGAGUACUUGUCGCAGGGGAAGGCGGGCGGCGGGGAGGCCAAGGAGCCGCUGCUCGCCCCGGGCCCGGCGACGGAGAGCGCGGGCGGCGGAGAGCCGGGCCGGGCGUGGCUGGAGCGAGUGGGGCUGCGCUGGGCGCGGAGGGAGCCCGCGGCCGCGAGCCCGGGGUGGCUGCCCGGCCUGGGGCGCGCGCAGCGCUGGGCGGCGGCCGGCGCGUGCCUGCUGCUGGCCGCGUUCUGCCUGGGCCUGGCGCUGCUCUACGCCCCGGCCCUGCCGCUGCGGGCGCGCAAGUUCGCGCUGCUCUGGUCGCUGGGCUCGGCGCUGGCGCUGGCGGGCGGCGCGCUGCUGCGGGGCGGCGCGCCGUGCGGGCGGCCGCUGUCGGCGCCCGCGCUGCUUUACGGCGUCGCGCUGGGCGCCACGCUGUACGCCGCGCUGCGCCUGCGCAGCACGCCCUGGACGGCGCUGGGCGCGUGCGCGCAGGUGGCCGCGCUGUUGGCCGCGCUGCUCGAGGCGCUGCCGCGGGGCGGGCUCACGGCGCUGCGCCUCGCGCUCGGCCGCCUGCGCCCCGGCGCGGCCCGCGCGGCGCUGCCCGUGUGACGCCGGCGGAGCCUCCCGGCGGCCCCGCCUGCAGACGUGCGCAUCGGCGCCGGGAAGUCGUCGCUGGAUGCAGUUAACAAGGAGAAAAGGAAGUGACUCUACUCUCCAGUGCACGAGAACGCAAACGUUUCCGAUGAGAUUUUCACUCCCGUCCAGGACUGUUAAAGAGCUCGUUGGUUCAGACAGCGUAUCCUUCGGGCUCUGCUUUCCAGGAAUCUUAAGAACACCGCUGGUAUGGAGAAUUCCGUUAGCGGAGUGAUGGACCAAAGAAGGAAGCCUUCUGCCCCAAAGAAACAUGUGGUGUGGUCCAGUAAGAUGCCAAAAAACGUUCAGCAGCGCCCCGGGCUCGACCUGCGGACUUAGAUCAUCCAGAAUCCUCGUACUAGAAGUAAUCACGGACCUUAUCAUCCGCUUCUUUUCAUUUUGGGGGCCACACCUGCCUACAGUGCUCAGGACUUACUCUUGGUGGACCCCGGGGACCAUAUGGGCUGCGGGAGACUGAAUCAGGGUCCGUGUAAUGCAAACAUCUACCCACUGUACUGUCAUUCCGGCCCCUUGUUAUCUGCUGUUUAUUCGGCAAUUGACUUUAUACCUAAUGCACUCUAAGACAAAUAGUGGCCAAGUCUUUUUUUUUCCAGUGAUGCUGGGUUAUAACUCCUGGCUCUGCUCUCAGGAAUUACCCUGGCGGUGAUCAGGGGACCACAUGGGAUGCUGCGAAUCGAACCAGGGUGAGCCAUGUGCAAGGCAGACACCCUUACUCACUGUACUAUCGAUCCGGCCCCAUGGCCAAGUAUCUUUGUUAUAGGUUCAGCACUUUUGUGUUUUAAAAAGAUUUUGGUUACACCCAGCUGUCCUCAGGGUUAACUCCUGGCUCUGCACUCAUGGGUCACUCCUGGUGGUGCUCAGGGGACCUCACGGGGUGCCAGGGUCAGUGUGCAAGGCAAAGACGCCACCCACUGUGAUCUUGCAUUUAUUGUCAGUAUGGGCCCAGUAUUCUAAGUCCAUGAAACUAUUGUUGUCUAUAAUAUACACUAACUAGAAAGUAAAAUGUAAAGUCUGUGCCAGUGGCUCACGGUUCCCAUCGGGGUUCCUGGAUGAUCACCUCUGGACAGUUCAGUGAAUUCUGGCGUUGGACCUCCAUGUAUCAGUUUCUUUUUUUUUUUUUUUAAAAAAAAGCAUGUUCAGCUGAAGCUGAGAUUGGCCUUUUGGUUCGUUGCUUUGCACAACUUGUCAAGAAUGGUUUUCAGAAUUCCUGUGCCAACUUAAACAUUUCUCAGCACUGGAGUGUCCUUUGUUGACAAGAAUAAAAAUCUGUUCCCAUGACUUCAUCAGUGAGUUAAGCCCAAACCCAGAAAGUGACCUAAAGUGACCCACAAUGCACUGUUAGGUUUUCAGAAUUCUCUAUCAUUGCUUGUUCUCCAAAUAAACAGAUACCUACCUCAAGGGAAUAGUCAAAUGGUGAGGGUGUUCUUAGGUUAGGGGCAAAUAUUUACCAGAGAUUUUUCAACCAGAAAUUGGUGUGUACCACUGGGUGCUGUUUUAUUUUGAAAUUUUUUUAGAUUUAUGUGACUAAAAUUUUUAAUAGGAUUUUAUUUAUUUUUUGCUUUUUGGGUCUCACCCAGUGAUGCACAGGGCUUACUCCUGGCGGUGCUCAGGGGACCAUAUGGAAUGCUGGGAAUCGAACCCGGGUCGGCCGCGUGCAAGAUAAACGCCCUACCUGCUAUGCUUACUUAACAGCAUUUUAAUCUUGGUGCUGUUUUUAAAAAUUUGCUUCCCAACUUUAAGAAUUCAAGUUUGAAAAUAGUUUAAUUUUCACAAUGUUUUGUAUUUUGACAAUAUUUUAAGUAUUAAAAUAUUUUAAAUGUCUGUUAAAUCCCCCUUAGUUGUUUUAAUACAUAGGACAUAAUUUUCCCAAAAUAAAAUUUCAAAAUAUGACCUUGCUAGCUGCAGAGUGCAAUAAUGUGUGUUUAAAGUUACAGCUUAAUUUUAUUGAGACAAUAAAGUUCUUACCACAUGAA